GUUUUUUUGUGUUUUGGCCCAUCUAGAGAUGGGCCAAAACACAAAACCGAACAUAGGCUUAGGGUUUCAGACGGCAUUACGCAGAAAACCAAAGCCCGUAGUCCAGCGUUACUCCUCCGCCGGCAGCCAUGGUGAAUGUUCCUAAGACAAAGAAGACUUUUUGCAAAUCAAAGGAGUGCAAAAAGCACACCUUGCACAAGGUCACCCAGUACAAGAAGGGUAAAGAUAGUUUAGCUGCUCAGGGGAAGCGCCGUUAUGAUCGCAAGCAGUCAGGUUAUGGUGGCCAGACCAAGCCUGUUUUCCACAAGAAGGCAAAAACGACAAAGAAGAUUGUGUUAAGGUUGCAGUGCCAGGGUUGCAAGCAUGUUUCCCAGCACCCAAUCAAGAGGUGCAAGCAUUUUGAGAUUGGUGGAGAUAAGAAGGGCAAAGGAACUUCCCUUUUCUAAAUGUCUGGAUUCUCAAACGGGAACUCAUUGGUUUUUCCUUAUUGUGUUGGGAUUUACUCUGGUAUUGUCCUUUGCUGUUUUUAGCUAAAGAUUAGAUCAAAUAUAAGACCUGGAUGUAACUCAGUUUUGUGUUUCAAUACUGGAUGAUUAAGUAUUUCAAUGCAUGUUUCGUAGUUUAACAUUA
Messenger RNA from Sesamum indicum (sesame), 630 nucleotides. The record is from RefSeq and is a predicted model, not a curated record. NCBI's taxonomy places the organism in Eukaryota, Viridiplantae, Streptophyta, Magnoliopsida, Lamiales, Pedaliaceae.